GCCGACGCUGGGGCGGUGGCAUGGCGGGGAGGCGGCAGCGGGCCCGUGUGCAGGGCGGCUGGGCCGGCGCCCCGGCGGGGCGGCCCACAGCACUUAAGGCAUCUGUGGCCAGCAAUCUUGGCCCCGCAGGCACUGGACCGGCAUGGAUGGGGAAAGAUCAGCCUCACACUCAAAAGCAAUUUGUUUUUGAAAAGCCAUCAGAGGUGGAGUGCAAAGUUCCUGAAGCAGGUGUGAUAGACAAGCCUGGUGUGUAUGAGCUUAGCAAAGCACCAACUGGCGUUUCUAGGAUUCAUUUGAUUCCUGGCUUUAUUGACUCAGAACAAGCAGACUGGAUGUUUGAACAGCUCCUCCAAGACAUACCCUGGGGUCAGCGAACUCACAUCAGACAGGGAGUCUCUUUUGAGGAACCAAGGCUUACCUCCUGGUAUGGAGAACUUCCUUACACAUACUCCAGGAUAACAAUGCAGCCAAACCCAAAUUGGCAUCCUCUGCUGACCAUGCUAAAGGAGCGGAUUGAAGAGUUCACUGGCUACACUUUCAACUCUCUUCUCUGCAACCUCUACCGAAAUGAGAAGGAUAGCGUAGACUGGCACAGUGAUGAUGAACCAUCGCUGGGAAAAAAUCCCGUCAUUGCCUCGCUCAGCUUUGGUGCUACCCGGACCUUUGAGAUGAGGAAGAAACCCUCCCCUGAAGAGAAUGGAGACUAUACUUACGUAGAAAGACUAAGAAUGCCACUUGAUCAUGGGACUCUGCUGGUGAUGGAAGGAGCUACCCAGGAGGACUGGCAGCAUCGAGUGCCGAAGGAAUAUCAUUCUAGAGAUGCACGGAUAAACUUGACCUUUAGGAUCAUUUAUUCAGAAGCUGAUGGAGUUUGGAAGUGAAGAGGCACUUUGGGCAUUUUUGGAUAUAGACCCACAGCAGAUCCAGAGCCUCAGAUUGCUACAGAUUUAAAGGAAGCCUUACAGGAAUAGAUUUCUGUGAAAUACCUGAUGUGGAAAAGAAUCGAUAUUAUGAAGAUCUUUGACAAUCAGAAGCUGCCUGUGUUAUGUGGACAGUGCUGUUUUGUUUUCAUAAGUGAUAUGCUAUUAGAUGAUACUAAAUCACAGGCUUAAGUUUGUGAAAAAGCAAUGAUUAUUCUUAAAAGAACACAAAGCACAUGAAAGAUCUGAGAGGUACUGACUGGAGCGGAAAGAUUCAGUGAGCAGUUAUUUUUGCACCUUCUCUUGUCUCCCCUUUCCCCCAAGUAGUGAUCUAUGUUCUAAGUAAUGACAGGACAGGAUUCUUCCAUGUGAAGCCAGCUGUACGUGUGCUGUGCGUACAGAAAUGAGAAAGCUGCACUUCACAGUGAUCUCAUUUCACAAAGGGAUAGAGCAUUGUUUUUCUUUGAAGGUUGCAAAGUCUUUUGCAAUGAAGCAAUCAGUUUCAUAAUUUAUAUAACUACUUGAAUUAUAAUAGUGUCUAGUAGAACAGAGGGUCAAAGCUCCCUUCUGCUAUGCACCGAGUGCUCAGACUUCAUCCUGUUUAUCCAUGUAGACGAGACAAACGACAGAGAGACCUUAGCCACCAGCCUCCUCAGCCAGACUGAAGCUGCCCGUUGCUUGAGUAUGAACAGUCCUCCAUCCCUGCUGCUUAAAACUGUUACCUCUGUGUCAUAGGCAGGAAAAUAGACACAAAAGAGAUGAAAAACGUUACUUUCAGAAUUCGCUAAUGAAAUUCUUACAUUUCUUUUUUGUUUUUCUUUUUAGCACAACUACUUUGCAGCUUCCAGUGAUUUCAGGUGGUACAGGAAAUGCCAAUGUCUCUAAAAAUGAGGCUUGUGCUGUCAGAUUUGAUACCCAGAAGAACCGGUCCAAAGAUUUGGAGCCGAUUUAUUAUAAUCACAAUGUAAGUCAGUUGCAAAUGUACACUAAGUAGAGUCUAGUAGCACCAGGUGUAGCACUCACUCUGGUGUUACUGCUCCUAGGUCAGUGCAUAUUGCAUUCAAGAAUAUUACUUGAAGGGUUAUCUCUUAAGCCUCUGCUGUUACAGAGAAACAGUCCAGCAGCUCAGACCUGAUUCUAGGUUGACUUGCUGGAUUUCUUCAAGUUUGCCCAUCCUAGAUAUGUCUCAGCUGUUGGUAGGGACUGCUGUCUGGGUGUUGUCAGGUAUGCUGCCUACAUGUUUAAGUUCUCACUGCAGCUAAAUGGCAUCCACUGUACUGGAUGAAAAUACAAGUUUGGUAUGUCUUCAUUUUCUGCCUGAAGUAGGAUCUAAGCAUGGGUAAAUAUCUCAUGCCUUGUAACACGUUAACAUUGUUAAACAAGCAAGAAUCCCUCUUCAGUCCAAGAAUUAGUUGGUGGUUAGAAAAUAUCUUUGUUUUCUUUCCCAGCAUCUGCUGUAGUUUAAAAUUCUCAUUUCAUGAGAACAGUCAAGUUGUUAAUACUCACUUAUGCCUAUGUUUUAAUGUUAUUGAUGACCUAAAGGACAGGCUGUUGAGCCAUUUCAAUCCCUGUGCUCUGAAAUUGAGCAGAAUUGUUUUUGUUGUAUAUCAAAAAACUCGUGAAGCAACCUCUCUAUCUAAAGCACCAUAUAGCUUUUGAAAUAGCUUAUUAUUCUAAAAUGAAUGAAUGUUAUUAGAAAACUUACUUCGCUAUCUAAUAAUGUCUUCACUUUCAUCCCAGUUUGUAUAGAAAUAUGUUUUUGGAGUAUAUUUAGUGGUAAUUCCUUGCAUUUGAAUUUAAGAUCUGAGCUCUGUGAUGUAUCUCCUGAGAAUUACUGUUGAAGGAGGCAGAUGCUUACUUUCAUGUUUAUGUUCAUUGGGUAACUGGAGCUUUGUGCGCAUCCCUGUAUGUGUGCCCAGGUUUGGCAGUCCUGACAGAGAGUGGUUUUCCUUAAGCAAGGGGCAGUGCUAAUUUCUCCAGGUAUUCUGACAAGGCAACACUUUAGCCUUUAUCAGUUUGUUCAAGCUACAUUUAUUUACACUGUGUUAAGAGUAGUCGUGCUGCAAGAGAGAGUAGGACAUGGGGACUAGACGGAAACUUCAAACCCCCAAACCUCAGCCUAUAGAAAUUACAAACCCAUUUGAAUUCAAUGAAGCUGGGCACAUGACUGAUGGUAGGGCCCUGGAGGCUGAUACUGUUGUGGGAGAACAGUUUUUCACUUACUUUCUUGGAUUCAAUUUAUAAUGUUAGCAAAUUUUGUUUUAGUUUCUUUACUUCCUUUGAUCUAGGAGAAGACCAAGGUUUCUUCCCUUAUAAAUAAAAUGAUUUAUAAGAGAAAUGCUGUACCCCAUGGAGCAAUCUUGGGUGAUACAUUUUUGUUGCAGGUGUCUACUAUGUUCUGCACUGGCUCGUGUGUCAACUGGGAGCGCUGCUUAUAUCCAAAUCUGGUUAACAGUGGGGAGAAGGCACUUGGCAUUGUUCCUCCCCCUGUCCUGAGUGCCCUGGCUGCAAGUGGAACAGUUGGCCUAGAGGUCAGGUUUCUUUGUCCACUGGGAACUCGUAGGUCGGUCCUUCCUCCCCCCACCUCCUCCCAAAAAAGUCACCUAGCCAGGUGGCAGCAGAUCGCAACCUCCUGUCUGCUGGGACAGCAGGAAAUGGCUUAGAGCAGAGGAGAUUCCAGCCCACAUCUCAGGAGAUCUUUCUGCAGAAACAUUUUUUCCUGUAGGUAGAAAUUUGUUCCUGGCUGCUGCAAUCACUCUUACAGUUCUCAGAACAGAUGUGUGCAAAAGUGAGAUUUGAGUCUGGUGGUGUUCUCGUGGCACCUAAAGAUUUUUCACUGGAAACCAGGGCAACUUCUAGUGCUGCUAUUCAGCUGUUUCUGCUGUUGUAGUCAAGCGCAGAGGGUAGCAUAUUUAGAAUGGUAAAUAUGUAGCUAGGUUCCAUUCUUUAACUUAAAGAUAUCUGGAGGAACCUCUCCCCUAGUUAUAUGGAUUUAAAAACAGUAUUUCUAGAAAUGCUACCUGAAAGAUUUAUUUUUCAGUUAUAAGGCUUUCUUCCCAGGAUGGUUUUGACAGUCCAAUUUUCCCAGCCAACAGUGUUUUGAAAAUAGGUUUAAACUCAGAAUACAUUACAUUAAUGUAAAGUAAAAUACAUCAUUUAUGUGAAAACAAAGGCUUAUAUGUACAUGGAGGAUUUGGGGGUGGGGGGUUGCCUAGGGUUUUUUUGGUUUUGCUGUUAUCACUAGACUCACUAAUCUACUCAUGGAGUAGUCUGGCCACAUGAGGUAGUGGAGCAGAUGCUAAGAGGUGCUUUGCCUACAGAGCGCCUGUGAAUUUUAUUUUCCAUAUUCCCUGUAUUCUUCCUGUGUCUUCCAAACUCCCUCUUGCUGCCUUUUCCUUUCCCCUGUCAUGUCCAUUGUCUUUUGUUCAUAUUUAUCUUUAGUUACCUCUCAUAUGUUCCCUGCUACAGGUUUAUUGAUAUUUUUUUACAUAGAAUAUAUAAACUGUGGGGCUACUUUUUUCCAGCUUCAUUCUGAAGUGUUAUUUUUCAGCAGAGUAUGUGUCUCUUCCACGAAGAGCUGGAAAAUUGCAUUUCUUAAAACUGUUUGUAGCCUUCAAACUAGUUAUCCCUGUUAAGAUUCCCUUUUAAGCUUUUCCAAAAUAGCCAUACCUUUUCCAAAACAUAAUGGCCCUCAGGCUUGAUGAUAAGGAGCAGGGAAGGCCUGAUGACAAGGAGCAGGCAGGAAGCUGUCUUCAGUAAGGAUGAAGGGUGGCCUGCGACUCUGAGGGAACAUGCAGGGUGGAGCGGUUCUGACUGGUUCCAUCAAAAAUACGUAACCAUUCAUUUAUUUAACACCUAUAUAAUUGUUAACAUUAUUAAUUAACCAUACCGGUGUGAGGAACUGCUCUGUCUCCAUGCUACUUGCAAUAAUCAUUUAAUCAGAGAAUACUUGAAUUCAAGCACAAACUCUUGAUAAGGUUAGAGUAUAUCCGAUUGAAUACUAUACUGUUGGGCCACGCCAGGUUGAUCUGAGCCACAUGCCUUUUAAAAUCAACAGCAAAAUUCUGUCAUUUCUCUGCUGUGUUUUUUUUUUAGGGAAAAAACCCCCACCUCUUUAGGAUUUUCAGUUUUGAUUAACUUUAAAGCUGCAGUUAAUUUUAUUCCUCCUGUGUCAGAUUAAUUCUAGCUAUGUAUUUUCCACUUACCAUGGCUGAUGGGGUUAAUAUAGCUACAUAUAGUAAUUUGUAGCUACAGUAGUAAUGUAGAAGGAGAUGGGGUGCCAGCAAGGGGUUAAGAAUCCAGAAUUUUCAUACCAUAGUGUUGACAAAGUACAGAAGACUGUUUUACUGGGGUUUGGGGUAGAAGAGGUAUGAUGGGUGCUGUGAAUCCCACAAUGCCUCCUUCUCAAGUGCUGCUACUAUUGACUUAGCUAAAAAGCAUUUAACACCCACUUUGCCUUUUCUGGUCAUAAACCUUUUCAGAGUGGGUAUUUAAUCUGCCCGGCUACAUUUUGUUUUCAAAGUGCUUCUCUUCCAUCCUUGAGGUUUCCAUAGCAACCUGGGCCAUUUGUUUAAGUUGGAGCUCACUGGCCUGUCUUUCCUGCACCUAACUUCUGCUGAGAUCUUGUGGGUAUUGAGUCCUCUUCUUAGCAUGCCUGAGAGUGAUGUGUAAGGGGUUUAUACAGGCUCAGCAGCGGUUGCUUUAAGAGUUCUGGCCCAGAGGCAGAGGGCCAGUUAUUUCAGCAAGUUGACAGAUGUGUGCUUUCUCCCCUGUUGCCCUAUUUAAUUUACCUCGUUCUUCGGUUGUGUAACAUUUAGUAUGACUUUGCAAAGUUAUUACAAGCUUCCUUGAAGAACAGGUUAGCUGGCAGGUCUUUGGCAGCUUGUGCUGGGAAGGCACAUCUUGGGAGAGCUAGGGGGCCUUGUUUUAAGUGAAGAAAGGGAGGACCAUAUUAAAGCAUUUUAAUUAGAAUAAGGAGUAAGGAGGUCUGUUGCAUGGCCCCCAUUUAGGUUUCCCAACAGAAACAAAAACUUUGUUCUGUUCACUCAGGAGGUUUUGCUGGCUGAACGAGACUUGGAGCAGAGUCUUCAUAUCACAGGGGAUCAUCCAGACAGACAGUGCUCACUGGAUCCAGAAUGAUUCUUAACUGAAAGUUGUUUAUGCCUAUAGCUGCACGUGCAGUUGCUUUGCUGUUCACAGGAGGGUGCAAUUUAUUCUUUCUCUCUAGUCCCAUGGUGGAGACAGCACAUAGAUCCAUGCUGAAGAGUGGGUUGACAUUACAGCUGAUCUCUUGAGUUA
This is a messenger RNA of Falco peregrinus (peregrine falcon), 6218 nucleotides long. It is a transcript of the gene ALKBH3, whose product is annotated as alkB homolog 3, alpha-ketoglutarate dependent dioxygenase. The transcript is spliced from 9 exons. Gene Ontology annotation, biological process: DNA repair; DNA alkylation repair. NCBI's taxonomy places the organism in Eukaryota, Metazoa, Chordata, Aves, Falconiformes, Falconidae. The coding region runs from base 21 to 881 and encodes 286 amino acids. The record is from RefSeq and is a predicted model, not a curated record. Gene Ontology annotation, cellular component: nucleus. Gene Ontology annotation, molecular function: dioxygenase activity.